UGAUUAUUUAUUUAUUUAUUUAUUUAUUUAUUUGUUUUGUUUGUUUGUUUUAUUGUAUUGAUUUAUUAAGUCGUUGUUCGUUGUGAUGGUCGAGGCGCGUGCGGUGGGGGUGAAUUCCGGUGCGGCGUUUCUCCUCGCGCGGCUCUUCGCCAUGGCGCGCGACACGGGGGACACGGGCGUAGCGGGCUCGGGGUCCGAGUCCUGGGCAAUGAUGAUGAUGAGCCAGCCGCCUCCUCCGUCCGGGGGUCCGCGGAUUCCGCCCGAGGCGGGGAACUGGACGCGCUGCGCCGCGCACGUGCAGAGCUACGGCGGCAUGGAGCGCGCGCUGAUCGGUGGUGUCCUGACGGCGCUGACGCUCGUGACGGCGUGCGGGAACCUGCUGGUGGUGGUAUCCGUGUGCUCGGUGAAAAAGUUGCGGCAGCCCUCCAACUACCUGAUCGUGUCUCUCGCGCUGGCAGACCUGUCCGUGGCGCUCGCGGUCAUGCCAUUCGUAAGCGUCACGGACCUGAUCGGCGGCCGCUGGAUCUUUGGGCAGUUCUUCUGCAACGUCUUCAUCGCUAUGGACGUCAUGUGCUGCACGGCGUCCAUCAUGACCCUCUGCGUCAUCAGCAUUGACAGGUACCUGGGCAUAACGAGGCCUUUGACGUACCCAGUGCGUCAGAACGGAUGGUGCAUGGCAAGAAUGGUCCUGUCUGUGUGGUUACUCUCAGCCUCCAUCACGCUGCCACCGCUGUUCGGGUGGGCGCAGAACGUGAACGACGAUAACCAGUGUCUGAUCAGCCAGGACUUUGGCUACACCAUCUACUCCACCGCCGUGGCCUUCUACAUCCCCAUGAGCGUCAUGCUGGUCAUGUACCGCCGGAUUUACCGCGCCGCCAAGCUCAGUGCCGCCAAACAUGCCAUCUCUGGGUUCCCGCGUCCGAGCGAAGAAGACGACGAAGAUGGAGACGAUGACAGGACCAGCCGAGAUGACGACAGUGACUGCAUUACCACAGCUAUGAAGAUGCACCGACUCCGAGGAGCAAAGUGGAAUGAAGCCGAGCGUAAAAGCGCCUCCAUAUUCAGGCGCGAGCAGAAAGCGGCGGCUACACUGGGCAUGGUGCUGGGGGCGUUUACUUUCUGCUGGCUGCCGUUCUUCGUUCUGUCGACACUGCGCCCGUUCGUGUGUGGAGUUCGCUGCAGCUGCGUACCUCUGUGGAUCGAGAGAACGCUGCUGUGGCUCGGUUACGCCAACUCGCUCAUCAACCCCUUCAUCUACGCCUUCUCCAACCGUGACCUGCGCACCGCCUACCGCAGCCUCCUCGCCUGCCGCUACCGCAACAUCAACCGCAGGCUCUCUGCCGCCGGCGUCCACGAGGCCCUCCGACUGGGCCCGAGGUCAGAGGUCACGCUGUCCGUCUGAACAAAUCCCAAAGACCUCCAUACUCGUGACUUCCCAGGCCAUUAUAUACAAUGUAAAGAGUGAGGACAUGAAAGACAACCACGGUUCUCCUGUGACCUUGCCUGAAGUCAAAGGAAGGUUAUGGAAGGUCCUAUGCAUCAAGUUUAACCUCGGACUAUCAGAAUAUCUUCCAGACUAUUUAAUCAGGCUUUAAUUAUAAAGGUCAAACAUGUCCAGGAGUCAAAUUUCAUCAUCAACAAAAUGACCUUGAAAUUUAAAAAAGCUACGGAGGAUCAUUUUUUUAACACAUCAGCAAAACCUUCAUGAUGUGUUUUAUCUAAAUGUUGUGGAAAUUGUUUACAAAUAGAUUAUUAAUAAUCUUUGGACAAAAAACAUAACAUGACAUCAACUAAUAUUUUAAUGAGUUGUUUGAUUGACAGCUGUUUGAGACUCCGCUGGUGACGUUCCCCAAAAAAAGAAAAGAUUAUCUAUCACUCUCUGAUUUAACCUUCAUCAUGCAAAUUUAUGGCCACAUAUUUCUGAUCGCAAAUUUAACUAGAAUGCAGAACAGGCCACGCCCACAAGCAACAGAUUGUGAUGGACAACAGGCAUGUUAGAAUAAACGCAACACUGUAUGAUGUCUAUAUUUGAAUAUUUCAUACAAAAUGUAAAUGCUUUUAUAACCUUUAUUUUGUACAGUAAAUUCAUGUGCUGUAAAAUAGAAUAUAUUCUGCAUGUCGCUGCUGUUUCUAGAAUAAAACUCCAGA
This is a messenger RNA of Silurus meridionalis, 2148 nucleotides long. RefSeq names its product 5-hydroxytryptamine (serotonin) receptor 7a (gene htr7a). The transcript has 2 exons. The record is from RefSeq and is a predicted model, not a curated record. Gene Ontology annotation, cellular component: membrane. Gene Ontology annotation, biological process: chemical synaptic transmission; smooth muscle contraction; vasoconstriction. Bases 86 to 1402 code for a protein of 438 amino acids. Gene Ontology annotation, molecular function: G protein-coupled serotonin receptor activity. Lineage: Eukaryota; Metazoa; Chordata; Actinopteri; Siluriformes; Siluridae.